Molecule: messenger RNA, 1473 nt
Organism: Verruconis gallopava
Lineage: Eukaryota; Fungi; Ascomycota; Dothideomycetes; Venturiales; Sympoventuriaceae
Exons: 3
Coding region: 61-1440 (459 amino acids)
Molecular function (GO): alpha-1,3-mannosyltransferase activity; GDP-Man:Man(1)GlcNAc(2)-PP-Dol alpha-1,3-mannosyltransferase activity
Source: RefSeq, a predicted model, not a curated record
GUCUCACUUGCGAGUUUUGUCUUGGGCGGUGUACGCCGAAAAUAAUGCGACGACUUCUCUAUGGGACCACGAAAGGAAAGCGUUGUUUUCUUCCAUCCCGAUCUGGGAAUUGGCGGUGCAGAACGACUCGUCAUCGAUGCAGCAGUAGGACUUCAGAACCGUGGACACAAAGUCACUAUAUUUACCUCGCAUUGUGACCCCAAACACUGUUUUCCCGAAGCUAGUGAUGGCACGCUGGAUGUUCGCGUUCGAGGCAAUACAAUAGUGCCUCCGAAUAUCUUGGGCCGUCUGUCUAUUUUUUGCGCAAUUCUCCGACAGCUCCACCUUAUCCUCUCAAUUGCAGUCUUUACAUCCGAGUUGAAAAAUCUCGAACCGACACGCUUCCUCGUCGACCAGCUCAGCGCUGGGAUUCCCCUUCUGCGGAUCCUCUCUCCACGUGCCAGAAUCCUAUUCUACUGCCACUUCCCAGACAAAUUGCUCGCUCAUAAAGGCGGCUUGUUGAAGACUAUCUACAGGCUCCCAUUUGACUGGUUAGAGAGUUGGAGCACUGGUUGCAGUGAUGGAAUCGUCGUGAACAGCAAGUUCACGAAAAGCGUAUUCUAUGAGGCGUUUCCGCGUUUAGAUUGGGUGGAUGCGCGGGUGGUGUAUCCGUGCGUGGAUGUCAAGGAAGCGGAGAAACAGACUGAGGAGGAGAGACUGUGGAAGGGGAUGAAGAUCUUUAUAAGCAUCAAUCGUUUCGAAAGAAAGAAGGAUGCGGGUCUUGCAAUUAGGGCUUACGCAGGGCUACCAAAGGAGCAGAGGGAAAACACCAGGCUCGUUAUUGCAGGUGGCUACGAUCCUCGAAUCGCAGAAAACGUAUCGUACCUCACCGAGCUGCAAGCGUUAGCAGACUCUCUGGGUUUGUCUCACGCUACAGCGAAAACAGUCAUGACGGCGCUUGCCAUUCCAAACGAUAUCUCCGUCCUCUUCUGUCCCUCCAUAACCAACACGUUCAAGAGUGCUUUACUCCACUCAGCUAGUCUCCUGAUCUAUACUCCGCGCAACGAGCACUUUGGUAUUGUGCCUUUGGAGGCCAUGCUAGCUGGAGUUCCCGUGUUGGCUGCGAACGAAGGAGGUCCCACUGAAACAGUUCUUGAAGGAAAGACAGGCUGGUUAAGAGACGUGACUAAGCCUGAUGAGUGGACAAGCGUGAUGAAGAAAUUCCUAGACGGGACAUUGGAUGACAAACAAAUAAAUGACAUGGGUGAAAAUGGCAAAAAACGUGUUAAAGAUAUGUUCUCAAAGGAUAAAAUGUCGUCCUCCUUUGAAGAAGAACUCAAAAGACUGGAAGAUAAACCCCGGAAAUCAGUGGUCGAUCCGGUGGUGUGGAUGUUUUUGAUAAGUCUAAUACCCGCGUACUUAGCCGUCCUGUAUAUGCUUUUUGUAAAAAAUAUGGGAUGAAAUGAGACAUUAUACCUCUUUUGGGACGUCUGA